Messenger RNA from Penicillium expansum, 5178 nucleotides. RefSeq lists its product as uncharacterized. The transcript has 4 exons. Bases 1 to 5178 code for a protein of 1725 amino acids. The record is from RefSeq and is a predicted model, not a curated record. Lineage: Eukaryota; Fungi; Ascomycota; Eurotiomycetes; Eurotiales; Aspergillaceae.
AUGUCCUCCCAAUUCCUGCAGACGGAGAUCGCCAAUUUGAUUCAUGAGUCUCGGAGGAAAAACUCCGAUUUGCGAAAUGCCGCUGAACAAUCGUUAAAUGAGCUCAAAGCACUGCCUUCAACUUCAGAGGCUCAGAUAGCAGCAGACCUUGUUCGCAAACCGAAUUUCGUCGAGCCAUUCAUCAUUGCAUGUUAUACUCGGCAUGCGAAGCUUGCCGGUAUUGGUGUGAUCUGUUUACAGAGACUAAUUGCUUCUCGGUCAUUACCCUCGAGUCGUUUGAAAGACGUCCUCGGGGGCCUCAAGGAGACUACGAGCUUAAGCCUUGAUAUUCAGCUGAAAAUUUUACAGUCUCUGCCUUCGCUUUUGCAGUACUAUUCCAAUGAAUUGAGCGGGGAGCUUCUUGCGAACACGUUGGAAAUAUGCGCCACGUUACAGGCAAGCAAAAUGAUUGCAGUCUCUAGUACUGCCGCCGCUACUCUGCAACAGCUGGUGGUAUCGACAUUUGAAAGAGUUUCGAGCGAAGACAAUCUUCCUAAGGAGGCCAAGAUCACCACAACCAUCAAAGUCGAUGGCCAGUCGCUCGAUAUCGGCUACUUCGCCUAUGAUGCACUGCAAGUAUUGGAUGAUCUUUGUCGUCUGAUCGAUGGUGAGCCACUGCAGUUUCUGCGAACACGAACCCUAUCCCCGACUUUUGUGCUCGAACUUAUUGAGAGUAUUCUCCUGAGCAGCGGCCGUCUUUUUGUGGGACAUCCCGAACUUUCCCAAGUGCUGCGCGUUCGGUUGUUACCACUAGCCGUCCGUUGUCUAUCUGAGAGGUAUUCGUUCGCCCAAACUGUCCGAGUCGCUCGAAUUCUUCUCAUACUUCUGAAGCGCCAUAUGUCUCUCUUGACUACAGAAUGCGAGAUGGCAUUGAGUUUGAUAACCCAUCUGGUUGAACCGGAUGGGACAGCACCUUGGAAGCGAUUAAUCUGUAUGGAAAUUUUCCGAGGGCUAUACUCGGAGCCGGGUGCUGUACGGCUGAUAUACACUUUGUAUGACGGCGAGGAAAGCAGAAAGAACAUCCUCCGUGACCACAUGGCUGCGCUUGUUCGGCUAGCUUCAGAGAAGCCUUCUUUGAUUGGCGUCAGCAAUCAAUCAACAGUACCUUCACGAGCGGAGCACUCAAUAUCCACUACAGAAGAUCAAAUAACUCUUGAAACCGGCGGUGUUGCUGGUGUCAUUGGGUCAACUGUUCCUCCAAGUGAAACCAAGGUACCUGGAAUCAGCACUCAAUGGAGUGUUGUUCGUACGCCAUACAUCGACCUCCUCGACAAGACAGAUCCGCCCACACCGCCGGACACUUACAUUUACAGCCUCGUUCUUAAUUGUAUCAGCAGCUUUGCUGAAGGGCUUGCGAAAUUUAUUCUUCCAUUGACGGUCCCGGAUCUAAAGCAAAGACGCAAGAAUCGACUUAUGAGCCCCAUUCAGGGACCCGACUCCGCCAGAUCUUCUCAAGAUUUCACAGCAGAGCCCAUCCGAGUACAGUCCGGCUCGUUGUCGAAAAAAUCACAUGUUCCCAUCAAUCCUCUGGACCUGCAGUCUCAUGUACAGUAUUCCGCCAUCAAGACUUGUGCGGGGAUAAUAGAGAACUGUUGGCCCGCUGUCCUAGCAACUUGUUCGACCUUUUUGCGCGCAUCCUUGGAUGAUGAGUAUUACCACAAUCUCGUUCGAGCAUUCCAAAAGUUAGCUCAUGUGGCGGGUCUACUGAGAUUGGCUGUUCCCCGAGAUGCUUUCUUAACAACUCUUGGGAAGGCUGCUACGCCUGCGAGUGCGGUUGGUGCCAAGUCACAUAAUGUGCCUGCCACUGGCUCUCAGCAAAGUGACACGCCCCAAAAGAAACGGAGAAGUGCGGAUCUGUCACAUUUGUCCAGUUCUUUAUCAAUGGAGUCUGCAGGAACUACUGCGGGGGAAGGGCCUCCCGUGUCUUUAAGCACAAGGAACCUACUUUGUAUGCGGGCUUUGCUCAACCUCGGAAUUGCUUUGGGGCCGACAUUGGAUCAGCCAGCCUGGUCCAUUCUGUUUGAAACUCUUCAAUAUACUGGACUGGUGAUUGGCAUGUCCUCGAGUGCAAUGGUCAAAUCGGCUAGUGGGACUGGGGAGACUCCAGUCACCCCAGGAAACGAUGUUCCCACUGCUAAUCUUGGGACUGAGGUGAUUGCGGUUCAAGCGGCCUCUAACAAAUUGCUCGAAAGCACCAGCGAUUUCCCAAGUGCAUCUUUUGAGGAAAUAUUACUUGCCUUGUUGAAUCUGUCAGAAUUUACAGAGCAACGUCCCAACCAAGGUGAUGCCCAGGAAGUAUCAGAAAUGCCUCGAACACCGCAACCCUCCCAAGCAAGUGGACGAUUGCACCAAGGUUCCCGGCGCGUAUCGCAUACCGUCGGAAAAUCAAGAAUGCAAGACGAGGAACUCAAAUUUGUAUUGGAGAAAGCGAACGAACUAGCCAAAGCAAACCUUGGAAGACUGUCUUCGCUCGAAGAAGACGACAUCAAAGUAUGGGAGCUACUGACCCAAAGUCUCAUCUCGGCUUCCGCAAAUACUACCGUCAGUCCGAAUCUCCGCCUGCAGGCAAGCGCAAUUUUGAAUUCACUCGUAUUCUCAACAAUGAAACAAAGGGACGAAGACGACGAGAGAGUCUACAAUCAAGUGCAGACGAGGAAUUUGCAGACAUUGAAAGCCCAGGUCACCUCGCUCUAUGCAUCGGACAUGCACACCUCCAAGUCUUUACCGAUAACCGUGAUUGAAAUCCACGAACAGACCUUGGAAGUCUUGAACAAUAUUCUGGAGCAGUACGCAGAAACUUUCGUGGACGGAUGGCAUCUCAUCUUUGAUUUAAUAUCUGGUGUCUUCCAAUUUGCCCUAGAUCCUGGAACUGGCGAUCGGCCUUCCACUAUAAUAGAGCGCAGAUCAUCGGCCCUUCCAGCAGGCCCUCGCCUGGUACGUGCUGCGUAUAAGUCUUUGCACCUUGUCGCAUCCGACUUCCUUUCUCUGCUGCCAGCGCCCUGCCUCUUGAGCUUGGUGAAUGCCUUCUCUAGCUUUACUUCGCAAAUCCAAGAUUUCAACAUCUCCCUUACCACGACUUCGUUUUUCUGGAACGUUUCCGACUUUCUCCAGGGCCAGAUUGAACAGAUCUCACUAGGCCAUGUUGAUGCAUCCGUCAGCGAAGAAGAGCUAGCUAAAUUGGCUCAUGACGAAGACUCUUCUGUUUCCCGGAACUCGUUGUGGCUGCUGCUGUUGCUUCGCAUCGUUGAUAUCACGACAGAUAGUCGACCUGAGAUUCGAAAUAGCGCAGUUCAUACGCUUCUGCGCAUUUUCGAUGCCUAUGGGCAGCAGCUAUCCCCAAAAGCGUGGCGGCUGUGCCUAAACAUGGUCCUCUUCAAGAUGGCCGAGGGAAUUGAGACCCCUCUCCUCCAAGCUAAGAAUAAUCGGAGCAAUACAAAAUCCGAUGACUUCAAGGCGUGGGUGGACACGACUGUGGUGAUGAUCAAGGGUUUGUCAAAUCUGAUCACGAAUUUCUUCGAGACUCUUGUACACGACGAGAAGUUUGAUCAAUCAUGGAAGCGACUUUUGAAGUACUUGCAAAGUCUGAUUGACUUGCAUAUUUUGGAUUUCAGCGAAGCAACAUUUUCUAGCCUCUCAGCAGUUCUCGUUCGCGUGCAGGAUGGAGCCGAACUUAGCAACGAUGCUCUUGAGUGUGCGUGGCUUCUUUGGGCAAACGGACACCCUUCUGGCGAUGAGAAGACGCUUGACUUGGAUCAACCUAACCAGGAUGCGGCUUUGGCCUAUCUACAUACAUUCCAGCAGGUCUAUCGCCUUUACAAAGACCAGCUGACCACAAAGCACAUUGAAAAGGUCCUUCAUCACCUCAGCUUGCUUGUGUGGAACUCGGUCUCCCCGCGCUACUCUCCAGAUAUCGAUCGACCCUCGGGCCUGCAAGCGCUAGUCAUUGAUUGUCUCAAAAUGCUCUGCCUGGAAAAAGAGGACUCCCAGCCGGAUAUUCUCUUGUGUCUUGCCGAGCUAUCUGAUUCAGCACUAUCAAAAUGGAGCCCCGGCAGCGAUACUCGAAGACCAGCGUUCGUGGCCUUCUCGAAACGCACCAUCGAUCUUGUCAGCUGGUACAUUACCGAAUUCGGCAUCAAGCAAGACGUCUUCACGAAUGGUGCUCUUGCAAAAUCCCUCGAACACCUUAGUGCUCCAAUUGCGCAAAAGUACACAUGGCAAGGGAAGGACCGCGAGCCGUUCCUCUGGCAAAAAGCCACAACGGUAUCCCUAAACGUCCUCCAAGUCGCAGUCCCCUACGUGGAAAAGCAAUACACGGAGACAAACGAGUUCGAAACAUCCCAGUUCUGGCAACGCAUCGUCGACAUCACAAAUGGAAUAGUUUCCGCCCGCGGCUUCCAAGCCCAACAACUCCCCAACGCCCGAAUCACCGCAGACGAAGCGUUCGACACUAAAGCCUUUACCCGUUUGAAGACUCUCAUCCUCCCAUCCCUCGGAGCAGCAGCAAUUCCAGACGCCGUCCGCCGCAAUUUCGCCCGCGCUCUCUUCAACUCCUCCUUCAUCUACGCCCCCCUCCGCUUCGACCUACCUAGCGGCCUCGAAGACGCACCCCUACAGGACUUCUACACCGUUCGCCCCGGCCGGACCUUCGCCCCACCGCCAACCAUGCGCCCGGAAAUAGCCUACGUCCUCAUAGACACGCUUUUCGAGCUCGCCGCAUACUCGCAAGCUAAGACCGAGACAAAAACCGACGCCUCAUUUCCGCAGACUCUGCUCGCCCGCUCGAUCUCGCCUUACCUCCUCCUGCGCUGCGCGGUCUCGCUCAAGUCUUACAUCGCAGACCAGCCGCUGCGCGGCUUGAUGCCCCAGCCCACGCCUGCACGUAAAGCCCUGCUCCAUCUGCUGCUCCGCAUGGUCGAGCUGAAGAGUGAGCCGUCGGCUAUCCCGAACCCGCCUUCGCUGAAGACCGUCUCAGUUGUCGAGGACGGGGAUGCGGAAGAGAACCACUAUCGGAAACAUCUCGAGUGGAUUUAUCCGUUGGUUGUGCGCGCUGUGCAGGUCGCUGGCAAAGAGCGUGAUGAUGGACAGAUUCUCCAAGCACUGGGAAAGGUGUUGCAGGAGAUUGGUCGGUUUGAGUAUUAG